CGCCCCUGCAGGCGAAGAUGGGAAACACACCCUCCUCGCACAGUUACCUUGGUGCUGAAAUAAACAUUUAAAGCGACCUCUACCGGUCACACCCACACGGAGGAGCCCCUCCCUCUUUUUGGCUUCGAGGCCGAUUCACCGGCUGUUUACAGGUCAGGAGCGGAGCUCAGAAGCAGUGUCGACAGAGGAAGCCGCUUACACCAUGGUGACCAUCUCCAUUCUGACGGUGGAAAGCCCGUCCUGCCUCUGGGGUCGGGUUGUUCAGGAUCCCGGCAGUGACACAGAGACCACGCACCAGUACGACCGACUGCUGGCUCAGAUGAACCUCUUCUACCACGACGUGACUCGGGACCUGCGCCAGCUGAAGCCCGAGUCGUUUGAGGAGGGACAGGUGUGUGUGGUGUACUGGUCGGUGAUGAAGUCCUGGUGUCGGGCCGUGGUGGAGUCGGUCGUGAUGGAUUCGGUGUCCUCUCAGGCUCGCUGCCUCCUGGUGGACCAAGGAGAGCGGCUUAUCGUCCCCUCAGACCAGAUCCGAAUCGCUUUGCCGACCUUCCUCCAGCUGCCCUUCUGGGUGAAGAGGUUCCACCUGGCGGGAAUCAAUCCAACAACCCUGCGGGUGUCCGUCUAUGAGGAGAAGGCCGGGCUCAUUGCGUCCCCUCAGUGGGACAGCUCUGCCACGCUCUACCUGCACAACCUGCUGCAAGCGUCGACUAUGACAGAAGCUGUGUUGCUCGGAUCAGAGUCCGACUCCACCUCCGUUGAACUCUACCUGACUGUAGGGAAUGUCAAGAUCUGUGUGAACGACGAUCUGGUGGCCAAGAAGUUUGCGUAUUACAGCGGGGUUCUGAACGAAGUGGACCAGCUUCCCAUCAUGUUGUCAUCAAGCAUCUUGAACCAAAGCGUCUGCUGGAACUCAAACAAGCCAGAAACCUCCCAACCUGCCGCUCUUUCUCCGGCCUUUGAUUGUGGAGCCGGAGCUCGGCCUACGGCUCCCCCCCCCACGCCUCAGAAACCACAACAUGAGCCACAGACCUCUGAGGGAGGUACCGGGUCAAAGGUCACGGCUCAGCAGGACGGCUUGGCAGAUGCUGAGAGCGACUCGUCUCUGGCUGCGUCUCUCACCAGAAAUCUCCACCUGUUCAGGUUCACAAAGUUCCUGAAUCCCGGCAGCGUCGACCAGCAGGCGUCUCCCGCUGUCGGUCUGCACCAAGAGCCCCAAGAGACGGACGCAGCCUCCAGCAGCUGCACAGGACAGGACGCCGAGCCUGCAACCCGCCACAAGCGAGCGUGGCAGAGUGCGAGAACGAGUGAAGCUGAAGGUGAGAUCUGUAAGGUUGGAUGUCUGGCAGAUGGAGAAAUGAGCGGCUCGUGGAGGAACGAAGAGGCGGGGGCCCGUUCAUGCCUUUUGGAGUGGUUGAACCCGCAGCCCCUGAACGCCGACCCGGAGGCAGCAGACGACGUGCCUCCCGACGGUGCUCCGGUCGCUCCCCGAGGCCCCAGUGGGGCUCUGGUGCACUCCGCCCUCCCAGUGGAGCCCUGCAGCGGCCUGGACGACGCCCCCAUCACCGACGCGCUCCGCUGGGCGAUGAAGAGGAAGCAGUACAGCACCUUGUCUCCAGCCGACCGUUACAGCUGGCCAGCUGUGGCCCGAGGACGCAACACCGCCAUCAUCUGCCACAACGCCGACCAGCCUCUGGCCUACAUGGCCCCGCUCCUCACCCACGUCCUGCUCAACUCCAUCUUCUCCUCCCUCACCUCCAGCACGGGGCCCAUAGUGGUGCUGCUGUGUCGAGGCUGGGAGAAGGCUCAGGCGGUGUACGACCUGCUGGACGAGGUGAAGGUGGCCCCCGUCCUCCACCCGGUCAUCUUGCUGCUUGGUGUCGGCAAAGACGAGGCCAAAGCUGUCAAGAUCCCCAAGAACUGCCUGCUGUUAGUGACCACUCCCUUCAGUCUGGUCCGUCUGCUGUCCAGCCACUGCUUCCUGUUCCUGCGUCUCUACCACCUCGUGCUGGAUGAGGCCGAUUGUCUCUUCGCCGUCGCCCCGGAUCAGAUGGCGACUGUUUUGCAGCAUUUCCAGAAGGUGACCUCCAGCGAGGAGAAGGCUUCCUGUCCUCGGCAGCUCGUCGCCGUGGCGAAAAGAUGGACCAGUCACAUGGAGGGUUUGGUAGCCAAUCACAUGCCUUACCCUUGCAUUGUCAUGACUGUCCCUGAGGAAGCUGCUCUUUAUGGUAACGUUCAGCAGGUCAUCCUCAUGACUCUGGAGAGCAGCAAGAUCUCAGUGCUGUUGGGUGCGUUGGAUUUCAACCCCGUCGUCGGCCAGAAGACUCUGAUUGUAGCCAACUCUGCUGAGGAGGUUGAAGAAGUGUUCAAGGCUGUGAGCAACAAAUCUGCAUUCUGCCUCAAGACCCACGAGGGGUCAACGCACCAGUUUGACUUCGUCAUGGAGCAGUGGAGGAAAGACGUCGGCCCCGGCACGCAAGUCAUUCUGGUGACCACCAGCCGGUGUCUGAAGUCGCUUGGAGUCAGAGACGCGUCGUGCGUCGUCCACUACGGCUUCCCCGCCUCUCCCACACUGUUCGGCGCCCGGCUGUCCUGUUUGACCCAGAACUUCAGGAACCUCUGUGAACGCGGUUCCUCCGAGGACCAGCCUCGCCUCACCAGGUCGGUGCUGCUGAUCUCUGAGAGGAACGCCGAUCACAUGGUCGGAGUCGUGCGCUACCUGGAGCGGACCGACGCCCCGCUCCCCCCCGAGCUGCUGUCCUUCGCUCGGGGGGUCCACGUGGCCCGGGAGGACCAGAAGGCCGACAGGCCUCUCUGCAGCUACCUCAAGAGCUUCGGAGUCUGCAGAGACGGCAGCGUGUGUCCCAACCGUCACAAAUUCAUCCCCAAGCUGGACGAGACGCUGCUUCCUGCCUCAGGACUCAUAGAGGUCGUGCCCCUCCACGUCAAGACGGCCUCGGUGUUCUACGGCCGCCUGGUGGAGGAGGGCGGAGGCUUCCAGAGCCUGACGGCAGAGAUGUCGGCUUUCUACGCCGACAGGAGACCCGGAGCGGAGGAGGUGCUGCAGGGCGGCCUGUACGCCGUGCAGGAGGACGAAGCCUUCCACAGGGUGGAGGUCCUGUCCCCCCCCCUCAGAGGCGACCGGCUGUUCUUUGCCGUCUUUGUUCGGUUCAUCGAUGUGGGCCACGAGAAGGAGGUCAAAUCCCAUCAGGUCCUCCAGCUCCCGGAGCGGUUCUGCUCUCUGCCCGGCCAGGCCGUGGAGAUGGUGGUCUGCCGGGUCAAACCCAGCGACGCCGAGAUCGACUGGCACCCCAAGGUCACCAGAGCGAUCAGCCAGAAGAUCCGAGGCCUGCAGCACCGAGCCAGAGCCGUGUUCAGUGUGGGAAACACGGUGUUCGUUGAUCCCAUGGUGCGUCUGACUCAGGUUCCAGGUAUGAAAACUGUGAUCAAUGAAUACAGCGUUCAGGCGGAGAUCCUGAGCACCGGGAUGGGAGUCACCAACCAGGAGCACCUGGACCUGCUGCGGGCGCUCCGCCGGGACGCCGCUCACGCGUCUGAGUCGGGGGACGCAACGCCGUCUCUGGAGCUCGGGAUCAAGGACGAGGGGGCGGUUCUGGACGAGGUCGGCCCCCUCGCUGACCUUCCUCCUCUGGAGCCGGUCCCGGUGUGUGGUCAGACCCCCCCGCUGGACCGCCGGGCCGCCGCCGGGCAGAGGAGCCUCCAGGCGGCGGAUCUGAAGUCAGCUGAUCAGACCACGAGGAUCCAAGAUGGAGAACUUUCUGCUGCUCGUAUCGGAAAAGGUGAAGAUCAAAGCAACGGCAUCAACGAGGAAGACUGUGGUGAUCCCCCCAAAAUAUUCCACCCCCCGGCCCGCUGGUACCAGACGCCCGGCUGUGCCGUCAUCACAGUGAAGCUGAGGAACCCGGAGGACCAGCGCUGUGAAUUCUACCCCAACCGGGUGGUCUACAGCGGCAGAGCAGCGGGUCGGACCUACAGAGCCGAGCUGCAGCUUCACGGCGACGUCGCUGCUGACCGCUGCUGCUGGGAGAUGAAGUCCAACGAGCCGGUCCUCCGACUGGUCAAACAGCAGCCGGGACACUGGGAGCGACUCCUGAGGAGCAAGAACAUUUUUGUGAGCUACGACACGGAUCACAUCGAGGAGGACGAAGACAGAGCCCCGAACGGCCCGUGCUUCGUCGAGGACACUGGAAAGGACAACUGGUACGUCAACUCUGAAAGCGGCAGUGAGAGCGACUGAAGAUGAGGCCCCCCCC
This is a messenger RNA of Pungitius pungitius (ninespine stickleback), 4274 nucleotides long. RefSeq names its product tudor domain containing 12 (gene tdrd12). The record is from RefSeq and is a predicted model, not a curated record. The transcript has 39 exons. Gene Ontology annotation, molecular function: metal ion binding. NCBI's taxonomy places the organism in Eukaryota, Metazoa, Chordata, Actinopteri, Perciformes, Gasterosteidae. Gene Ontology annotation, biological process: germ-line stem cell division. Bases 203 to 4258 code for a protein of 1351 amino acids.